Carcharodon carcharias (great white shark) is the source of this 1354-nucleotide messenger RNA. RefSeq names its product TruB pseudouridine (psi) synthase family member 2 (gene trub2). NCBI's taxonomy places the organism in Eukaryota, Metazoa, Chordata, Chondrichthyes, Lamniformes, Lamnidae. Bases 143 to 1144 code for a protein of 333 amino acids. Gene Ontology annotation, biological process: RNA processing; pseudouridine synthesis. The transcript is spliced from 9 exons. The record is from RefSeq and is a predicted model, not a curated record. Gene Ontology annotation, molecular function: pseudouridine synthase activity; RNA binding.
AUGACAUUUCCUGACAUUCACACGGCUCCGGAAGGAUCCAAUGAACAGCACAGGCGGGGUUACACUGACCAAUGGUCGCGGUGGGGGUUAGGGAAGGAUUCGAGCAGACGCAUCGCUAAUUGAGAGGAAUCAGGCGUACGGGAUGGUGAGACUCUCACGGUCACUUUACCAGACUCUGAAUGGCCUAUUCGCUGUUUACAAACCGCCGGGAAUUCACUGGAAGAGGCUUCGUGACACCGUGGAAACCAAACUGCUGAAAGAACUCAAUUCUUUGGAGCAGCCUGUUCUUUGGCAACAAGUCCGAUUUUUGCCAAGCUUCACUGAGGGGGAGAACGGGAAUGAAACCAGUCUAACUGUGGCCCAGCUCCCUGUGCUGGCUGGUCACCCGCAAGUUAAAGGCCCUGCGUUUGUUGCUCUGAAGGUGGGUGCAGGUCAUCGCCUGGAUUUGCAAUCGUCUGGUGUUCUGGUACUGGGAGUUGGAAACGGAAACCAGCAGUUAGCCCAUCUCUACAACUCUCACCUGACCAAGGAAUACACCGUUAAAGGAAGCUUCGGAAAAGCAACUGAGGAUUUCUCUGACACGGGUAGACUGAUCGAGAGAACAACUUACGAUCACAUCACACUGGAUAGGCUGGAGCGCAUCAUUGCAGUGAUCCAGGGCAGUCACCAGAGAGCACUGCUAACGUAUUCUGGCAUCGAUUUGAAAAGCCAAGAAGCAUAUGAGCUGGCAUCGCGGGGACUGUUACGGCCAAUGCACAAAUCCCCUCCCAUCAUUACUGCCAUUCGAUGUGUACACUUUUCCCCUCCGAACUUCAUGCUGGAGAUCCAGUGUCUACAUGAGACCCAGCAGUACCUACGAAAGGUCAUCCAUGAAAUAGGUUUGGAGCUGAAGUCGUCAGCAGUGUGUACCCAUGUGCGACGCACACGUGAUGGGAUUUUCACAGUGGAAGAUGCAUUGAUCAGGACACAAUGGGAGCUGCAGAGCAUACAGGCUGCAGUCCGAGCCAGCCGCUCAAAAGUGAAAGCCAAGCUCCAAGAGGACAGCUGGAGGCACACAGACAUCGCAGGGGAAGACAUGUUCACUGGAGUGAAAGCCCAGGAGAGGAGCAACAGGUGUUCAGGACCCACACUAGUGGGAGACUGAUCUGGAGCCCUAGCACAGAGCCCUCUCCUAGGCUGCAGUGUGCACACACUAUGGAUUUGACUGUUUGCUUACCGAAGAAGAGAUCAGUCAGGCUGAUUUUAAGUGGGAACUCUAAUGUUUCAAAACGCUGGGCUUUUUACAUAGGAGCAGCUUUGUAAAUCUGUUAAUUCUUAUUGUGUUGAAGCAAUAAAAAGACAGCCUGGUGAUUAA